This is a messenger RNA of Perca fluviatilis (European perch), 373 nucleotides long. RefSeq names its product C-1-tetrahydrofolate synthase, cytoplasmic-like. The coding region runs from base 23 to 373 and encodes 116 amino acids. Gene Ontology annotation, molecular function: methylenetetrahydrofolate dehydrogenase (NADP+) activity; methenyltetrahydrofolate cyclohydrolase activity. Gene Ontology annotation, cellular component: cytosol. Lineage: Eukaryota; Metazoa; Chordata; Actinopteri; Perciformes; Percidae. The record is from RefSeq and is a predicted model, not a curated record. Gene Ontology annotation, biological process: tetrahydrofolate interconversion. The transcript has 6 exons.
GCUGCAGAAGGAGGUGGAGAAGAUGAGGAGUCAGUUCUCAGGGUUCAGACCUGGUCUGCUGGUUCUGCAGGUGGGCGACAGAGACGACUCUAAUCUGUACAUCAGCUCCAAACUGAAGGCUGCAGCCGAGAUCGGAAUCGAUGCGAGACACGUGCGGCUGCCGAACACGGCGACACAAGACGAGGUUCUGCAGAACAUCCGGUCUGCCAACGCCAACGUGUCCAUCCAUGGUCUGAUCGUCCAGCUCCCUCUGGACUCGGUGAACCACAUCGACACGCAACUCAUCACCAACGCCGUCGCUCCAGACAAAGACGUGGACGGUCUGAGCUGUGACAUCAUCCCUACAGGUGACAUAAUUCUCUCCUACAGGUGA